AAUGAGACGAGAGGUUUAUUCCGUAGGUCUGUUCCCACCCUGAGUGGCCUGUUAUUUUUAUUUUUAUUUUUUUAGGCAGCAGGUGUAACCUCGGUGUCACGUCAUUCUGACGUCAUGAACAUGUACGCUGUGCCCAGUCCGGGAAUACCAGGCUGCCCGCCAGGGCUGGAGUACCUGACACAGGUGGACCAGCUACUCAUCAAGCAGAAGGUGGAGCUCGUUGAAGCCCUGGUCGGUUUCGAGAGCAACAAUAAGUACGAGGUGCGAAACGUCAUGGGCCAGAACGUGUUCUACGCCGUGGAGGAGAACGACUGCCUGAGCCGACAGUGCUGCGGUCCCCUGCGCUCCUUCAACAUCCACAUCCUGGACAACUUCGGCCAGGAGGUCAUCUCCAUCACCAGGCCGCUCAAGUGCAUGUCCUGCUUCUUCCCCUGUUGCCUACAAGAGCUGGAGGUGCAGGCUCCCCCCGGCAACACAGUGGGCUACGUGAUACAGCAGUGGCACCCGUUCUCUCCUAAAUUUAUCAUCGCAAAUGAGCACAACGAGCCUGUGCUGAGGAUCCACGGGCCUUUCUGCGGAUGGAGCUGCCUUCCAGAUGUUGACUUCGAGAUUUUGACAGUGGAUGAAGUCAGUAAGAUCGGGAAGAUCAGUAAGCAGUGGUCGGGACUGCUGCGGGAGGCGUUCACCGACUCGGACAACUUCGGGAUCCAGUUUCCCAUGGACCUGGACGUGAGGAUGAAGGCUGUGAUGAUCGGGGCCUGCUUUCUCAUUGAUUUCAUGUUCUUUGAGGCGACCAACUAGAAGACGAGCUGCAUUUCCACGCAACAUUCCCGGAGGAACAAGGCCGCAAAGCCAUGAUGAUCAGUCCAAAAAGCCCUGAGAUCGAACAACCAUCACACGGUCGGAUAGUUUAAACAGAGUGCAAAUAUGUAUCCAAACCUUAUAAUAAUGCAUGAACAAUGAUGUAGAAGGUUUGAUUUAGUCGUAGCUGCUCAGGUCGGUGGUAAAGUUGUUACUGGGUUGUAAGUGCACAAUACACAGUAUUUUCUUUCUUUCUUUCUUUAUAUUUAUUUAUUUAUUCAAAACAACAAUUGUGUUAAUUUAAUGAAAACAAUGUUUUCUCGUCUGAGCCAGUUCCUAAAUUAUUAGCAGGAAUGAAAACAUCUAUAUGCAAGUGAAUAAAAAGGGAAAAUAUGUUUUAUUGUAGAUGGUUUGCAAAGGGGGCGUGUCCUCAGUAGUUGAUUAUAUAGAGAUAUAAAUUUAUAUGAACGAUAAUGUUUGUAACUAUAUUGUAUAACUAAGUUGAACUGAAAAGUUCAUGCAAUGUAGUAAUUAUUAACCCCACAUCUCAAUCCCCUCUUUGAUAGAUGUACAUCUUGAUCAGUUUAAUACGGUGGCAGUCAGGAUCAAUGUGUGCACUGCCUCGUGCAUCUGCUUGGGUGUCUGUGCUGUGACUAAAGCCGUAUGUUUAACUUAUUUUAUCGUUUUUUUGGAUGCAAACUAUAUUUUUAUUGCUGAAGUAAUUUGACCUUGUACAUGUGUUUGUUAUGUUUUAAUCCUUUUUCAGUAGAUGUUGCUGCAGAGCUUGAUGUCAUCUCAGCCUUGUCCACAAGAGGGAGCUAAAUAUUUACUUAUUAUCAGUUCAUAGUCCAACUGAACAGUCUCGAUGUCUGCUUAGGCCAUAUUGUUGUAUUCAGAUCGUGUCUGAUGGCAUUUUAUACUUUUGGAUAAACUCAGGUUGAAAAUACAUGGCAUUAUAGGGUUCACUACUGCUGCUUCUGGGUAUAACACAUCUGAUCUGAUACUACAAAUCUGAAUUUUAGUCUUCUGGAGAGCGUUUUGUACAUGAAAUGUGACAUUACAGAUGUGACAUUUCUGCAUCCAUCUAAAUUAAAGAAAGGUGGCACACUGGGAUUCAAAGUAAAUUAGGAUUUCAAGUAUGAUCACAGUUUCCAUCUAAGCCAUUGUCCACCGUAUGGCCUGCAGAGUAACUAGGAUUGAUGUUGUAAAAGAAAAGUGAUUUAUGAGCGUAAAUGCCAGUAAGUGUUUUAUUAGCAGUGACGUAAUUGCGUUUUUUUUCUAUUUAUUUGUUCUCUGUUACUCUGCAAACCUAGAAAAAAAGUUCAUCUUAGGACAUUUUCUAACAUAUGAACUCCUAAAAGCCUGAAGAGUUUUAUUUUUGUAAAAAUGUCUUCAUACUGCCAGUUGCUUGUGCAAACGAGAUCUUUCGUUUCAACAGUGAUUCAUUCUGCCUUCAGUGUACUGACACUUGUUUGCAAAUUACCUUAAGUGGAUUUAUCUUCUUGAAUGAGCAGAAUUUUUUUUUUUUAACCCUUGACUUUGACACUGACAAUAUGCUCAAGUUCUUGUUGGGAAUUUUUUCUUCUUCUUUUAUGCCUGUUGGUUUUUUUAUGGCAUAUUGUAAUGAAACUACUCAGUUUUACUUCUUUUUUUGUCAGUAGCCUGAUCAUAUGGCACAUUUUCACUUGUUAGUAUCCAGUACAGGAUGUUAAUAUGCUCCUUUGUUGUGUUUAAAAGCCAAAAAUUAAAAUCAGAAUGUGAUAUGAUGCUGGUUUUGUUAUUUCCAGUCAGACACAGCUCUUAAUCUUCUACUUUUGCACUAAUGCUGUGAAUGAUCUUUUCAGUCAAGCAAUUAAAUGGAAACUCAGCUUAGCUUAAACUGUGCUAAUAGUCCAUGGAAAAACUGAAAUAAAAAAUCUA
This is a messenger RNA of Cololabis saira (Pacific saury), 2721 nucleotides long. Its product is annotated as phospholipid scramblase 1. The transcript has 7 exons. Gene Ontology annotation, molecular function: phospholipid scramblase activity. Gene Ontology annotation, biological process: plasma membrane phospholipid scrambling. The record is from RefSeq and is a predicted model, not a curated record. Lineage: Eukaryota; Metazoa; Chordata; Actinopteri; Beloniformes; Belonidae. Gene Ontology annotation, cellular component: plasma membrane. The coding region runs from base 115 to 801 and encodes 228 amino acids.